Messenger RNA from Stegastes partitus (bicolor damselfish), 3015 nucleotides. RefSeq names its product glycoprotein M6Aa (gene gpm6aa). Gene Ontology annotation, cellular component: plasma membrane; filopodium; axonal growth cone. The transcript has 7 exons. Bases 256 to 1092 code for a protein of 278 amino acids. The record is from RefSeq and is a predicted model, not a curated record. Gene Ontology annotation, biological process: neuron projection development. Lineage: Eukaryota; Metazoa; Chordata; Actinopteri; Pomacentridae.
AGCAGCUCGCAAUGGACAGUACCACAAAGAAUCAGUAAUCCCUCGCAUCACCCAGACACUUGACAGACACCACAGCUGAUCGGCAAUCUCAGUGUUUCAUAGGAAUAUCUAGAGAAAGUAGGAAAGUAAGACAGUAGAAAGAAAGAGGAAGUGCUUUGUGGAUUCCUCCUAAAAUAAAUAAGCUUUUUAACCUGCGAUCCAGACAGGCCAAUUUUUGUACACAUCUCUAGUUGCUGUAAAAACACAAUCAGCACAAUGGAAGAAGACAUGGAUGAGGGGCAGACCCAGAAAGGAUGCCUUGAGUGCUGCAUAAAAUGCCUGGGUGGGAUUCCAUACCCAUCCCUCAUAGCCACCAUCCUGCUGUAUGCGGGUGUGGCUCUGUUCUGCGGCUGCGGACAUGAAGCCCUUUCUGGCACUGUAACCAUUCUCCAGAACUACUUUGAGGUGGUGAGGAGCCCUGUGGACGCACUGGAUGUCUUUACCAUGAUUGACAUUAUCAAGUAUGUGAUCUACGGCAUUGCUUCAGCUUUCUUCGUCUACGGCAUCCUGCUGAUGGUGGAGGGAUUCUUCACCAGCGGAGCCAUUAAAGACCUGUAUGGAGACUUCAAGAUCACCACCUGUGGACGCUGUGUCAGCGCUUGGUUCAUCAUGCUGACAUAUAUCUUCAUGCUGGCUUGGCUCGGAGUGACUGCCUUCACCUCCCUCCCAGUCUUUAUAUAUUUCAACAUCUGGAAUAUCUGCCAAAACGCCACGGUGCUGGAGGGGGCCACGCUCUGCCUGGACCCACGCCAGUACGGUAUUGUGCCAAUUGCUGAGGCGAAAACUGUGUGUGCUGGAUCAGAGAAGUUCUACAAGAUGUGUGAAUCUAAUGAGCUGGACAUGACAUUCCACUUGUUCAUCUGUGCCCUUGCUGGAGCAGGAGCUGCUGUUAUUGCUAUGAUCCACUACUUGAUGGUGCUGUCUGCCAACUGGGCCUACGUGAAGGACGCCUGCCGAAUGCAGAAGUACGAGGACAUCAAGUCGAAGGAGGAGCAGGAGCUUCACGACAUCCACUCCACUCGCUCCAAGGAGCGUCUCAACGCCUACACAUAAAGACCAGCGUGAGGCCUGGCCCUGCCACUCCGGCCUCUCUCCCUCUCUCUCUCUUCUUGCUUUCUAUCUGUCUCUCUCUACCAUCCCCUCCCGAGGGGGGGGCGGAUGGCGCCUAGGGCCCUCGCCACUGCUGAUGUCACUGGUGCGUCAUAUGACAAUGUGGUCUGGGGGGGUUGCGUCACACAAACCUCCUCAGUCACAAACAGCAUUUCAGAUGAAAAAAGCCCCUUUACCUCUCUCAUGGAUGGUGUUAUGAUUAUUAUCAUUAUGGCAGUUGUAUUAUUCUUGAAUAAGAGUUGCUUAGUGCCGAUCGUAGUUUUAGCGUAGUUGGUAGAAUUAGAAGUAGCAGUAGUAUUUUUUGCUUUUACUUUGCUUUUUAUUAUUUUUUACUUCAAAUAAUUUGUGUAUAAUUGUUUUUUAUUUUUUCUUAAAUUUUAUUUGAUACUAAGUGUCAUUUUGCUCUCAUGCAUAAUUUAUUUUUUGCUGAUUUCUGAGGGGGUCAACAGGGGCUUCAAAGGGUUUUCAAGCACAUUUCUCAUGUCGUGUGUCUGGGGAUUUCUUGUUCCAGAACUAUGUACUGUAUGUGAAUGGGUGGUUAGUUUUGAAAAUAUUUUAAAUCUCACAACACAACUAUGAAGCAUUGCAAGCCUUUGCCAUACCAGUAUUCCCAGGGAUUAAAACCACUUUCACGUGAAAGCUGUUAGAGCUGUUUUUCCAUUUGAACUUCUACGAAUGCAAGUCAACACAGUAAUAAAUACCAAAUCAAAGUAAAUCAAAUAUUUGCUAGAUGUGCCAAGCCUGUUAAAGAGGGGGAAAAAAGGACUUUAUAGUCAGAUUUUAGAGACAGGAUUAGACAAUUAAAGUUAAAUUGUGGGUUAUUUUAUGAUAAUCUUGCCAUUUAAAUAUAUUUUAGGACUUUGAAUGAUUCCAUUGUCUUCGAAUCACGAGCCACAAAAGCACAUGCAAACAUGCUUUCAUAAUCCCUUUUUUAAUUUCUUAAAAGCGGAACUUUAUAAAUACUAAACUCCUGUUUUUGCAGAACUCUGCACUGUAUAUACUGAUAUAUCAAAGCAUACCUAUAUGUUAAGCACUGACAUUUAAGGACAAUUCAUGUGAGAAUAAGAAGAAAUCGGUCCAAUCUGCAUCAGUCUCAACCGAAAAGAAGGCCUGACAAAAGUUGUUGGUGUAAUGGCACUACUUGGUGGAGUUUUCAAAUGUGAGAAAAGUGUGUGUCACAGUAUUUUUGUUCAUGACAGUAACUGUAUUGCUUACACAUCCCGAUGCCAUAAACUACAGAGGUGACCUGUCAGUUCAUUGCCUGGCAAUUUUUUUUUUCUUUGGUCAGUAUUUCUCAAAGCUAGUUUCAUGCACUUAUUUGACCAUUUCUGUGCUCUCUCUAGAUGUAAGCGCAUUGGUGUUCAACUCAAAGUUGGAUAACUGUACUGUUAGUAAAGACUGUGAAUUUAGAUGUUUUUCGUGGCAUGGACAUGCAUUAAUAUAGUCUUAUUGACUCAGAAGUUACUUUAUUUCACUUGUUUAUUUUUACACUUUUGACUGUCUUGCUGGAUCAACCCUUUGUUUAUAUGUGCAGUACUAAACCUCCCACGCUUACUGCGUUAUGCUACUGAUAUUAGAGACUGUAGUCUUUGAGUUGUGUCUAUUUAGUUUGUGAUGAGCUUUCAACCAUGUCUUAAAGCUAAUACUUGUACCAACAUUGCUUACUCUGUAAUGAUCUGAAAAAAUGCUUUCAGCUUUCUCCUUGUAUUAGUCUUUUGUACUUUCACUACGGAUGCUUAGUAGCAGGCUUUAAAUCAAAUCUGUUUUGUACAUUCAUGUGCCAACAGCUUGAAGUGGCUUAUUUGACCUGUAUGAUCAAAUUUGCUUGCAUAAAUAAAAUUCACUUGUGUACUUGUUAAUAAAUAC